This is a messenger RNA of Mesocestoides corti, 567 nucleotides long. NCBI's taxonomy places the organism in Eukaryota, Metazoa, Platyhelminthes, Cestoda, Cyclophyllidea, Mesocestoididae. The record is from the annotation of a GenBank genome assembly.
GAUGAAACACGAGUCAUACUGGAAAGUGCAUUUGCAGGUGACUAUAUAAACGCAAAUUUCGUAUCGGUCAAGGAUUUUCCCUCAAGGCGCUACAUACUGACGCAGGGUCCCCUUCUACAAACGGCAGGCCACUUUUGGCAAAUGAUUUGGGAUCAAAAGUGUCCUGUUAUAAUUAUGCUCAAUCGUCACACUGAAAAAGGAACUGUGAAAUGUUUUGAGUAUUUUCCCGAACAUGGUGAAACACUUAACUUCCCUGAUGCGGAUUUUUCUGUUACGUGUGCUUCUGAUUCACCAAAACGAAUGUAUACGGUCCGUUCUUUGAAACUCACCAACGUCUCCACCAACGAAUCCCGUGAGUUGUUGCAUUUCCACUACACCCAUUGGCCAGAUUUCGGCGUGCCAGACUAUUCAGGCAGCAUGUUGAACUUCCUGUGGGACAUCCGUCGAACCGGUGCUCUCGAUUGCCCAGAGCGACCUUGCGUUGUCCACUGCAGCGCUGGUGUUGGUCGAUCUGGCACAUUUGUGCUGAUUGAUCUCGCGUUGGCUAUGAUGGACUUUAUUGAUUGA